GCCACCAUUUCUAUUUGGCAGCUAGAAGUCAGCUCACAGCCUUUCGGCUGCUGGGGACGCGCUCUGCCCUCACCUAACAUGGUGCGCUGCAGAGUUGGUCACGUGGGUAUGGUGUUUCCCUCCCCCUUCCGUACUGCGUCACGUGCCGCUGGCGUCGCCCUCUGUGGGGCGGCCACGUGGACGCGCGGGCCGGUGAGUGCGGGGCGGCGCCCUCAGGGGGCGAGUGGGGCCGGCGGGAGUGAUAACAGAAUAUAUGUGAAUUUCAAACUCAGGAUGCCUCAGAAGAGGAGCUCUAGUAGGCGAUCAUUCCCAUUGCUGCUGCUGAUUAUUGUUGUGGCCUUUGUACAUUUAACUGUCUGUCCAUUUACAAAAGUGGAGGAAAGCUUUAACCUACAAGCCAUCCACGAUGUUGUGUACCAUCGUCUAGACUUGGAUAAGUAUGAUCAUCAUGAAUUUCCUGGAGUUGUCCCAAGAACGUUCCUUGGACCAAUUUUUAUUGCUGCUCUUUCCAGCCCAGCUAUAUAUGUACUUUCGGUAUUACAAAUGUCCAAGUUCUACUCCCAGCUGAUAGUCCGAGGAACUUUGGGACUCAGUGUGAUUUACACAUUAUGGAAGUUACAGAAAGAAGUUAGAAAGCAGUUUGGAGCAACUGCAUCAACAGUCUUCUGUCUCAUAACUGUUACUCAGUUUCAUUUGAUGUUCUACUGCACACGAACCCUUCCCAAUGUGUUUGCACUUCCUUUUGUGCUCCUGGCAUUGACGUUUUGGAUACAGCAAAAGCAAAGGCCAUUCAUUUGGUUCUCAGCUUUGGCAAUUAUAGUCUUCAGAUCAGAGCUCUGUAUAUUCUUAGGACUCAUGCUUCUGGUGACAUUUUUGAAUAAAAGAGUCUCCAUUUUAAAGGUGCUUUCCCAUGCUGUUCCUGCUGGAAUUUUUUGGCUGGGACUAACGGUUGCUGUGGACUCUCUGUUUUGGAGGCAGCUUCUGUGGCCUGAAGGGAAAGUGCUCUGGUAUAACACAAUUUUAAACAAAAGUUCCAACUGGGGAACCUCCCCUUUCUUGUGGUAUUUCUAUUCAGCCCUGCCUCGUGCUUUGGGAUGCAGCAUUAUAUUUGUACCUUCAGGUGCAGCAGAAAAGAGAACUCGGAUAUUACUUUUGCCAGUGCUGGGCUUUAUUUUCUUGUAUUCAUUUCUUCCACACAAAGAGCUGCGUUUUAUCAUAUAUACUUUCCCUGUCUUCAACAUAGUGGCUGCUAAAACUUGCUCACGAAUUCUAAAUAACUACCGGAAAUCCUGGCUAUACAAACUUGGAUCUCUCUUUGUUAUAAUGCAUCUUCUAGUUAAUGCAGCUUAUUCAGGAACAUCUUUAUAUGUUUCACAUUUCAAUUAUCCUGGAGGAGUAGCAAUUCAGAAGUUACAUGAGUUGGUACCCUCAACAGCAGAUGUCUCUGUUCAUAUUGAUGUGGCCGCAGCACAAACAGGAGUUUCUCGGUUUCUAGAAAUCAAUUCAGAUUGGAGGUAUGAUAAAAGAGAAGAUGUUAAACCAGGAGACCAGAUGAUGUUUUCUUACACACACAUACUGAUGGAAACCAAUCCUCUUCAAGUAUCACAUUACAAGACAACCCACAGGCCACUGGCAAAUAUACCUGGCAUCAGUAAAAUUGGGUUGAACCUUACUGCACUACCUCCUUUUACUUUAAACUUAAAACCAAAAUUAGUACUGUUGGAAAAACUUCCCCUAUUGUCCUGACUGUGAAUUUUAAGUAAGUCUUUUUGAUGUAAUUUUGCUGAUUGAAUAAGACAAAUGCAAACUGCCAUUCUAGCACUGCAGUCCAGCUUCUGUGAAAAGCCAUGGAAAAUAAUCUUGGUAUUGAUUGGUAUUUAGCUCUGUUCAGUUUCUUAUGUAUAUAUUACAACACAUUCCUAGGCAGUAUGUACUCAAAUACUGAGCUAUAGUGCUAGGUAAGUUUGAGAGAAGGUACCUACACGUUUAGCACUAUUAAGUAAAACCCACAUACUUAGUUCAGGUAGCUCUUUCAUAACACAGCACAGGUAUGUCUUAAUUGCCCUAUAUAAGACACAUAAUGGAACUGGUUUGUGCUGCUGCAGUGAUUUGAUAUGUAAUCUGUGUGUGCAAAAAUGUAUCACUUGACAUAUCUGCAGGAUUAUGAUGCCCUCAGUUGUCAGAUUACCUGUGUGAAACUAAUUACAGCAAAGCCAUAUUCGUUGUAGCUUCAUCACAAUACCUAAUUGUGCCCUGUAGGCUACCAAACUAAUUAAAGUGAAAGAUUCACUUGAAAAGCAGUUGUACUUCUUGGCAAUCACUGGCAAGAUUUGAGUAUUAAGGGAUGGCUAUCUUUAUUACAACAGUGCAUGAGUAAGCAGUGCAACUUGGAUUUCACAGAAGAAAAGAUGAUUUUAAAAAUAUCUUUGCAGCAGAAGAGGGGAAACACUAUCUUAAUUUGCAAUGCAAAAAUUACCUAUGAAAAUACUCACUUGAAUGCACUUGAAAAUAAGUGCUGUUUUCUUUAUGAAAUAAACAGACCCUUUGGAAAGAAUACUCUAAUGUGCCAUGUGUGUAAUGGACAAAUGUGUUGUACUCUGUAAGUAAGAAUAAGGUAGUAUGCCUUGUCAUUCCUUCUUAAUUAGAAGUUUUUGAGGAUGUCCACCUCGCUUGCUGAGUGGAAGAAGUUAAAGUGUAUACCAAGAAGAAAAGUUAGAAUUUCAGUUAGGAGCAGUUGUAAUUUGACAGGAGCUCUAAUAGUAAAAAAUCAGUGUUUCUGAAAUAAGUAUGGCAGAAAACUAUUCCUUACUGACUGAAACCUCAAGAGUAAAAAAAAAAAAAAAAAAAAUCUAAUGGAAUAAAAGGAUGUUUUCUUUUUCCAUCCUUAAA
This is a messenger RNA of Dromaius novaehollandiae (emu), 2889 nucleotides long. RefSeq names its product ALG12 alpha-1,6-mannosyltransferase (gene ALG12). The transcript is spliced from 10 exons. Gene Ontology annotation, biological process: protein N-linked glycosylation. Gene Ontology annotation, cellular component: endoplasmic reticulum membrane. Lineage: Eukaryota; Metazoa; Chordata; Aves; Casuariiformes; Dromaiidae. Bases 79 to 1746 code for a protein of 555 amino acids. The record is from RefSeq and is a predicted model, not a curated record. Gene Ontology annotation, molecular function: alpha-1,6-mannosyltransferase activity.